AAGGAGCUGCAGAGGCACAUCUUCCGGGACUAGGAUGGCCGAAGAGACGCAAUCGCCCUACGGCGAAUACAAGUUCGUCGCGCGCUUGGAUCACAUUAAGACCUUUAACCAGGCCAUAAAGUCCAUUUGCUUCAAUGAUUACGGCAUGUUGCAGGUGUCCGAAGAUGGACUGCGCAUCACCGUGGAGCAGGGCAAGUCUAUUCAGGCCACACUCUUCAUGCCGCCGGGCGCCUUCAAGGAGUUCUUUGUGCAGGACUUCCAGAGCUUUGGCCUGAAGAUGAAUGUGCUGUCCGAAUGCCUAAAUCUCUUCGGAUCCGCCGACUGCAGCCUGAGGAUGAUGUUCAGGGAUCAGGGCGAUCCACUGAGAAUAACCCUGUACCCCUACGAGGAUGAGGACGUGAGCACCGAGUGCGCCAUCAAAACAAUGGACUGCGAGGAACCCAUUGACUACGACAAGAACCUGAAGGAUACGGAUGUUAAUGUUAUUUUUGUUAGGGGACCGAAUCUAUCGAAAGUUUUCCACGAACUGGAGAAAUCGGCAGAGGAAUUUGAGUUUGUAACAUCGCCCGAUCGACCGCACUUCAAGAUCACCACCGUGGGAAUCAUGCAGGCGGUUUUCAGCGUCGAGGUGGCAAAGACCAGUCCCAUGAUGAUGAUGUUCAACUGCAAGGAGACGGUGGUCGCUCGCUACAAGAGCCAGCAGAUCCGAAUGACCAACAAGGCGAUGCAGUCGGCCACCAAGGUGGCCAUUAAAACGAACUCCAUUGGCCUUCUGGAACUGCACCUGGUGAUGCAGGGCGAGGGCCAGGAGGAGAUUUUUGUCCAGUUCUUCAUUAUACCCCUGCUCCACACGGAUUAUGCCUGAUUUCUUCGGCAGGUAGUUAAUAAAAUAUUGCUUUAAAUUAAUGUUAAAUCCCUUAAAUCGAAGGAAUGCAUUUAAGUUAUGGAUUACAAGAGUUUCCUCAAUGCCUUUACAAUUACUGUUUAUCUCUGCGGCAUCUUUAUAAAAUCUAUAUUAUAUAGUUAAUGCAAGCGGCUGAAUUUGUACAUAAUGCAAAAACACUUUCUAACAUUUGUGAUGCAAAAACACUUUCUAAACAGCAAGCUUCUCGAUAACAUGAGCUCCAAAUAUAAAGGUUAUCUAGGGUGAAAAGUAUAAAAAUAUAGUCCACAUUGAGGUAUAUAAACAGUGCGAUUAUGCUUUAGUCUUGCAGUUGCCUCGCCAAACUUAUACGCGCUACCAAUUGUUGAACUUAAAAUGCUUAAUCACACAGCCGUACUGUUCUUCGUUUUAUUGACUGGUAGUCAUUAUGGAUCCUUGGCAGGAUCUGAGGACCUAGAGAUUCAAAAUCCUUGGGACAACUUAUUCCAAAUCCAAAAUCCUUGGGACAACUUAUCAACCUUACUAAAAAACAUACCCAAAAAGACGGAAUUCCCGCCGCCAAAGUUUCGGCUUAUCGGCUCUAGGUAUUUCUACAUCGAACAACAAAUCGAACAAAAUUGGACCACUGCUGCCAGUACCUGUCGUCAAAUGGGCGGAUAUCUGGCCGCGAUUAAGGACGAAGAGGAGGCGCAGGCCAUCAUUGCGAGACUCAGUCCAUUUGUUUUCUACUACGUGGGCAUCAACGAUCACGAAAUAAAGAGAAGCUUUGUGUCCUUAGCCUCUGGCAAGCCAGCCUUUUUAAAGUGGAGUAAGGGUGAACCGGAUUACGUCUUUCAUGACCAGAACUGCGUUUCAAUUUUUAAUUUCAAUGACAAUGACGAAGGCCUGAUGUUGGGGCCUUGCUCCAACAAACAUAACUUUAUUUGCCAGGCAGAUGUCGAAAUUUAACAAAAUUACAACUUUACUUUAUAUAAUAAAAUGUUUAGUUAAAUAAGGAAUA
Messenger RNA from Drosophila subpulchrella, 1883 nucleotides. It is a transcript of the gene Rad1, whose product is annotated as cell cycle checkpoint protein RAD1. The coding region runs from base 35 to 865 and encodes 276 amino acids. Gene Ontology annotation, cellular component: checkpoint clamp complex; nucleus. Gene Ontology annotation, biological process: DNA repair; DNA damage checkpoint signaling. Gene Ontology annotation, molecular function: 3'-5' exonuclease activity. The transcript is spliced from 2 exons. The record is from RefSeq and is a predicted model, not a curated record. NCBI's taxonomy places the organism in Eukaryota, Metazoa, Arthropoda, Insecta, Diptera, Drosophilidae.